AUGAGGGAAAGUAGGUUUCAGGUGAAGGUGACGGAUUUCGGACUAACUCGAAAAGUGGGCUCAGCGGUGCGCUAUUUGGAAUAUGUUAACCAUUAUCAUGCACCGGAGUUAUGCGAAACGGUUGUUAAUGAAACACUGAUUGUUGACCGGUCAAUUGACGUUUGGUCUAUAGGAAUCUUGAUUUACUAUUGUCUCAAAGGACGUUUCCCGUGGCAAAAGGCUACAAUAAUGUGCAAGCCAUACUGGGAAUGGGAACAAUGGCUGAAGAGAAAAAAUUUGCAAUUGCCCAAACGUUGGGACAGUUUCAGUGAAAAAUCUCUGAAACUAUUUAGGAGAACACUUGAACCGAGGUACAAAGAUCGAUGGGGAGUGAAAAAUAUAUCGAAAUGUUUAACAAAGGAGAAAUUACUGAAGGCGUCAAAGGUAACCGAGGAAGUGUGA
Molecule: messenger RNA, 441 nt
Organism: Gongylonema pulchrum
Lineage: Eukaryota; Metazoa; Nematoda; Chromadorea; Rhabditida; Gongylonematidae
Source: the annotation of a GenBank genome assembly